Molecule: messenger RNA, 1771 nt
Organism: Cotesia congregata
Lineage: Eukaryota; Metazoa; Arthropoda; Insecta; Hymenoptera; Braconidae
Source: the annotation of a GenBank genome assembly
AUGGAAUCAUUAGUAUCAUUUACAGUAAUGAUCGUGUUAAUAAGUGCGCUAAUUAAAUUAAUAACAUAUCAUUACAACAGAUUGGAUUUAUAUAAAGCUGGGAAUAAAAUUUUAGGACCUAGCCCGGUGUUACCAAUUAUUGGAAACGCUUAUAUUUUUUUUGGUAGCACCGAAAAAUUUAUGAAAAGACUUAUGAUAUUAGAUAAUUACAAAUUUUCACCCAUGAGAUUUUGGCUUGGCCCCAAAUUGUGUAUUGUUUUAUUUGAUCCUGAGCAAAUUAAGAUAGUUCUCCGAAGUCAAAAAACCAUUGAGAAAGAUGAUUUAUACAGAGUCUUCCAUCCUUUUCUAGGUACAGGAUUGAUUACAGCACCGGAAAAUAAAUGGAAAGUACACCGUAAGUUAAUCAUGCCAACAUUUAAUCCUAAAAUAAUAGAAUCAUUUAUCGGUACGAUGAAUAAACAGUCGAAAAUUUUGGUCAAAGUUUUGGAAUCUGAAAUUAACGGCAAUGAGUUUCUUGUAUUUCCUUAUGUAUCACGUUGCACUCUCGACAUUAUUUGUGAAACAGCAAUGGGAGUGUCAGUAAACGUACAAACAAAUAGAGAUUCAUCUUACGUGAAAGCCAUCGACAGAUUAACGGUAAUAUUUAGCUCUCGAAUGCUGAGAGUAUGGCUACACUUCGAUAUGAUUUACAAGUUCACAAAAUUAGCAAGAGACCAAAAUGAAUGCAUAAAGUAUUUGCAUAAGCACACAAAUGACAUUAUUGAACAAAAACUUAAACAGCAGUCUGAAAAAAUAAAUGAAAAAGAUAACGUUGCGCUGUCAGGGUUUAAAAAGAAGGUUUUUCUUGACUUUUUAAUAGAAUUGUCUAAAGAAGGAACUAAGUUAACCAACGAAGAACUCCGUGAAGAAGUUGAUACUAUGGUAGUCGCUGGAAAUGACACUACUGCAACUGUCAAUACGUUUACUAUUUAUAUGCUUGCUAAUUUUCCAGAAGUACAAAAUAAAUGUUAUGAGGAGCUAGUAGAAAUAUUUGGUGACAAAAUAACAGAAGAAACAGAAAUAAAGAUUGAAGAUUUGAACCGAAUGGAAUAUCUAGAAAGAGUAAUUAAAGAAACAAUGCGAUUGUUUCCCAUUGCGCCGCUUUUAAACCGACGAGUAAACGGUGACUUGGAUAUUGGAGGAGGAUACACACUACCAAAAGGCAGUACAGUAAUCGUAGGAGUAUUAAAACUUCAUCGCUCUGCAGACUAUUGGGAGGAUCCUCUUAGCUUCAAUCCUGAUCGAUUUUUGCCAGAAGAAAUCGCCAAACGUCAUCCGUAUGUUUAUAUUCCUUUCAGUGGUGGCUUUCGCAACUGCAUCGGCUUGAAGUACGCAAUGAUGAGCAUGAAAGUUCUCUUGGCUACUCUUCUACGAAAUUAUGUACUCGUAAAAGACAAGCUUACUAACAUUGAAGACAUCGAAAUUAAAGCUGAAAUUUUUAUUAAAACCACGACUCCUAUCACCGUGAAAAUCAAGCGAAGACGUGAACACAUAUCUACAUAGAAAAAUUUUAUUUUUAUUUAUCAAUAUUAACUGAAAGUUUAAUUAAUAAGUUUUUUUCAUAAAUUUAACUCAUGCAUAUUUAUUGAAUUAAUUUAUACAGUUGUUCAAUCAGAAGAAUAAAUACUUAAAUAAUUAAUUUAAUUGAUUCUCUUAUCUUUGAGCAAUCAAAAGUAUAAGAAGAUUGAGCCGGAGUUUUUGCUUUAAUUUCAAAAUAAUAAUUAAUUGCGAU